UGAGUGUGCUCCCUCGAAGUCUCUGCACGUCAUUUUGGACUGGCAUCAAAGUCGCUUCAGAUUUGCCUUUUCACGCUCAGGUUUUUUGUGCCGCAACCAAAUCUAUGAAAACCAAAGUUUGCAAAUUAAGUAUAAAAACUGCAGUCUCUGUUCAGUUGGAACCUACAUGUCUGCUGAUGGAAAACACUGUUUAAAGUGUCCUGCAGGUGGCUUUUAUCAGGAUGAGAUGGGGCAAGUUGAAUAUAAAAGAUGCAGUAAUGGUACGUACGUUUCUGAACAGCGAAGUCCUGGAACCAAAGCUACCGACUGCGUGGCAUGUCCAUAUGGUACGAUUUCUAACGAGACUGCUGAAUAUCGCGCAUGCAGAUGCCUGCACAACUCCUAUCGGUUGGAUCGUUUUGGCCCUUGCACAGCAUGUCCUUCAUACGGUUUUGUUUGUGAGAAAGAUACAGCAAUACUUGCUCCUGACUACUUUUGGAAAUGGACAGACCAGUCUGAAAAAGAACGUUUCAGGGGUUUUGUAAACAAUAUUCAUUCUUUUGGACCACGCUACAAUAAGUCAUAUUCCACGUUCGAUAUUUUACUUCCAAAGCCACUCAAAUGUCCUCAUACAAAGUCCUGCAAGGGUGGAAUUGACUCAGAAUGCCAUCAAGGAUAUCAAGGGACUUUGUGUGCAGCCUGCUCUAAAGGCUUCUAUUUUCGCUUCAACUCUUGUUUGAAAUGUCCCCGGUUAGCUGUAACAAUAACUUCAUCCAUCUUGGUAAUUGUUCUUUUUGUUGCUGCUUUUCUAAUGGUUCUUUGGGGUGACUCCAGGCGUGCAGACAAUAACCGGACAGUUGCAGACGUAGUCAUGUCGUGCUUUAAGAUUGUAAUUGGCUUUUACCAAGUCCUUGCUGGUAUUUUCUCGGCAUUGGCGAAAGUCCAGUGGCCAGUCGUUUUGAUCUCAACGGAGAGGGUUCUAAAACUGUUUGAAGGGAACAUCUUGCAGUUUGCCCCUCUUAGUUGCAUCCAGACUUCUUUACGGCUCGAUCAGUUUGGAAAGUUCGCGAUGAUUAUCGUCAUGAAUGUCUCACUCGUUGGCUUGAUUUUCUUGUAUCUGUUUCUUAAAAAGCGCUACAUCACGAAUAAGAAGGACCUUGACGAAGACCAGAAAGUAAUGGAAGUUAAGAGUUUGAAGAAAUCUUGCUAUCGGAACAUUUUCCUAUUCUUGUUGUCGACCUACCCCACGACGAGCAAAUCCAUCAUUCAGAUUCUUCCUGUUCCGGGCGCCUGUGUAGAGACUUGUUUCACAGACCACAAGAACGACUGCAUCUUCCUGCUGAGAGCUGACUACUCCAUUCAGUGUUUCACUCCUCGCCACAGGUUGUAUUGGCUCAUAGCCUCUAUUUUAGCAUUAUAUCCCGUGGGAUUUCCACUUCUGGUUUUGUUUCUCACUUACAAAUAUCGCAACUCCCAGGAAAACAAAGCAGUUUCUUUCGGACUCAGGGUGUUCUUUGAAAACUAUAAGAAGAAAUUUUGGUUUUGGGAAAUCACAGAGAUGUAUCGCAAGCUGAUUCUAAUCUCGCUGAUUUUUCUUUUCGGAUCAAAAAGCCUUUCUCAAAUCGGUCUUACAGUUCUGACAGUUAGUAUCUUUGGAGUUAUUUACACCUUACUCCGACCAAUCAAGGACAAGUUUGAAGAUCGCUUACAAACAUUUGUCCUGUGGAUUAUAUUCUUUGACGUUUGUCUUGGCGCAGUUUACACAGACUGGGAUGAGAGUCAAGGAGAGGGCAAGAACGACUCCAUCUUUGUAAAUGUCCUGUUCGUGGUUCUUAACGCCUCUGUAUUGUUGCUUGCCAUUGGAAACGGAAUUCUACAUUUGAAGUCAAUUUGGAAAUUCGUUACCUUCAACCCGAUCCGAUGUUUCUGCUUCCUUCGCCAAGGAGUAUCACAUCUAAGAAAUAGAGUGGUCAAAAGAACAGGAACAUCCAAUGAACUUUCCUCUUUAUUGAAGGAAGAAACUGAAGAACUUCACUGAAAUAUUUGUCUAAAAACUCUUUUGUUGUGCCUCAUGAAAUAUCUCGCUUUAGAUGGCUUAAACACGCAGAGCUUUCGUUGAAAUUUAUCUGGCUGUUGUUAGACUUCUGGAUGACAUUUCAUUGCAACUAAAGGCACUAGCGACUCCCGCAAAGGCUGAGUUCUUCGAAACGCAAAGCGUAAUUUUUUUAAGUCUUUCAUUUAAAUUGAGAUUUUUAGAUAACAAAAUAGUUUAUUUUUAGUAAAAAAAAAAAGGAUAAUACUAAUUUUUUUGGUGAGUUAAAAAGUAGGAUCCCUCGCACCUUCAAGCACAUAUGACUUUGACGCACGAUAUAUAGAUAUAUAUUUAAGCAA
Messenger RNA from Pocillopora damicornis (cauliflower coral), 2370 nucleotides. RefSeq lists its product as uncharacterized. Lineage: Eukaryota; Metazoa; Cnidaria; Anthozoa; Scleractinia; Pocilloporidae. Gene Ontology annotation, molecular function: protein binding. The record is from RefSeq and is a predicted model, not a curated record.